Sipha flava (yellow sugarcane aphid) is the source of this 5140-nucleotide messenger RNA. RefSeq names its product mucin-5AC. The record is from RefSeq and is a predicted model, not a curated record. Lineage: Eukaryota; Metazoa; Arthropoda; Insecta; Hemiptera; Aphididae. The transcript is spliced from 9 exons. Bases 520 to 4962 code for a protein of 1480 amino acids.
CUGUACAAACGUUGACUGCAGUCUCUGCCAGUGUACGACGAUCUAAAGAAGUUUCUAUUCGGUGCACGCUAAACGACGGCAAUUCGUUUUAUAUUUAUUUUCUUAUUUACUUUCUCUGCGUCGUCCCAACGUCGCGUUGCACAAAAUUCGUGUGUAAUAUAAAUGUAUGUACAUGGUUCUAAUAUCCAUCUAGUGUUGAGUUAAACGUAAACCGAGUGUGUCAUUUUAGUUUUAAUUCAAAAAUCUUAUCAAGCCGUGUGCCAGAAAGUACGACCAACGACAACAUCUCCAUUGUGGUCAAGAGAGUCCGAGGAGGUGAUAAGGUCAUUGUCGCUGACACAUAAGUUUACUAUGUCUAACGAUGAACGAUCACAACGUAAUAAUGCAGAUUGUGUCACUACCACUAGAUCGUGACGACAUAAUCCGAUCUGUAAAAUGUACUGGAUUCAUCAUCGAAAUCGAGGAAAACUCUGUGCAUGAUCUUUGUCGCAUGACAUAUUAGAAGUUUCAUUCGACAAUAUGAAACGUUUUGCUCCGCAUUGUACGAAGAACAGUUUGACAAUGUCGUUGCUUGCCGUCAUCGUCUCUACAACUUUACUGUUGUCUACGAAGACAACAGUAGUACAAGCCCAACAGCAAAGAUUUUUUUUGCCUUCGACCAAUAAUGGAAAUUUCGCUUUACCUCGAGUGCAAUUUCAAGAUGAUACGGAGAGUGACGAGAUAAUUGCGCCUCAACGUAGGCUGUCUGCUGCUGAUCCUUCACCGUUAUCUAAUCCAGCUAGUUCAUCUAGUUUUUUCACAUCGCAACAACAACUACCACCAGGAACAUUUACAAAUUCUGGGCCAUUUUCACGACCACCCAAUGCCCAACAAUUUAUUUUAAAUGGACAAACACAAUUUCAACCAAUUCGAAACUCGGGUUCCUUAAGUUUUUCUGAUGCCGCAUCUGCAGUUCCGCAACCAUCAUUCUUCCAACAAGCACCAAUUCAGCGUCAACAACAACAACCACUUCAACAACAACAACAGUUUAAUUUCUUUCCAAGUGGUUCCCAACAACAGCGAUUCCGACCAAUUGUACAACAACAACAGCCACGUACAGAUCAGUCUGAAUCUUUAGAAAACUUCGAUGAUAAUCAAAAUCCACAACUCUCAUUAAUAUCUCAACAAGCGAGUCAAGAACGCUUUAAUAGUGAUUCUUCACGUCGACCUUUAUCUCAAAUAAAUGGAAUUUCACCAACUUCUAGAAGUCCGCCAUCUGCGGUACCUAUUAGAUGGUGGAAUCCAGGAACAGCUGACUCUGAAUCAGGGGCUGUUAAUACCGAUAACGAAUCAGUAACUGGAAUUAACACAAGAGACGAAGUAGAAGAAUUUAACCAGCAAAGGCAACCUCCAAAACGUGGACGCGGACAACCACAACAGGGGAAACGAAGACCUAUAACUACAUCAGUGCCUUCUUCGGUUCCAAGUUUAGAUGAACAACAAGAACCAGCUGCCGUUGGAUUUACUGUAAUACAUGACGAGAAUGAUGAUAGAUCGUCGUGGUCUCAACCAACUAUUACUACACAUAGACCACAGUCUGGACAAACAUCAUUUCGAAAUAGAAAUACGCCAACUGUAAACCGACGACCAACUACUUAUAAUCCAUUAUCUGCUGUAACAAUUUCUCCUACAACUAUAAGGUCUUCACCGCCAUUAUCUGUAACACUUAACAGACAACAACCAACUACUGUGAGAAGUAGAAAACCAUCAUCGUUUAUUUCAACUACAAGUACUUUUAAUCCUUUAGAAGACGAAGAAGAAGAAUUACUUGUAGAAGAAAAGCAUCAAUUUUUACCUCGGAAGAAUAUAACGACAACAACAACAACAACAACUCAAUCUCCUCCGGUACCAAUUACUACUCUUAGGACACCUUUAAGACCUAGACUUAAUACCCCAGUGACUUCGUCUCCACAACAACAACGAAUGAAAAAAAUUGUUAAUAAUCCUGCUAUAAUUCAAAGUAUAAUAAGUAGAAAACCUACAUUGACUACUACUUCUACCACUACUACAACUACAUUGGCUCCCACAACUACUACUACUAAUCAUGAAAUAGUAGAAGAGUACGAAGAGUAUGAAGAUGUAGAAUACAGCACGUCAGCUUACACAACAACAACUGAGCUACCAUCAACUAAAAAACUCACAAAAGCACAACCGGUUACUCAACCGACUAAACUUAUCCAAAAAACCCAGCCAACUAAUGUUAGUUCAAUAGGAACAACUGAAAGUUGGUUUGUAGUUGCUAGUGUACAAACAAGUCGAUCUGUUUCGUCAUCAUCAAACUCGGCUAGUGGAACAAAUAAGAAUCUUACAGUGAAAGAGCCAACAACAUCCACAACAAUUACUCCUACAUCCAAACAUAGAUUUAAUAAUAAACCAACAAUAACAACUACUAGUACAACUACAGUUGAAAGUAUCAUUGAUAAAUUAGAUAGAGUUCAAUCGGAACUGUCAAAUGGUAUAUUAUACGGUAGUUCUUCAAAUACUAAUAAUAGUCGUCAAAUUUUGACUGAUAUGCAAAAUAGUGGCAACAAUGAUGAUAAACGAAAUGAUAUUAUCAUACCAUCGUUUACAACACCUCCAAACAUUGAAAAAACAACUGUAACUACAAUAAGUACUACAAUACCUACUACUACUACUACUACUACUACUACUACUACUACCAGUAAAUCUAUUGCUACUGCUACAACUAGUACUGCCAGGACAACAACAAGCAAAAAUGAGAAUGAAGAUGAAGAUAAGGAAGAAGAAGACGAAGAAGAAUCUGAUGAUUCUGAUAAAGAAACAACGUUUGUUCGCAAAUUUGUACCUUCCAAACAGAGAACUUCUACGGUUUCUACUAUUUCUACAGUAAGCACAUUAAAACCUGUAUCACAAACAGGAAAAAAGAAAAGUUUAGUGGACUCGGUUAAAUUUGAUGAGUUAUUAACAAGUGGAUUACUGCCCGCUGGAUUCAACCCGAAGCCACCGCCAGCAUAUAAAUCUAAAACUAUUACGACCACAACAACAACUGAAUCGUCUUUGCCAGUUACUAGUAUCACACAACCAACUACUAGUAGUAGCAGAACUACGUUUAAUCCUACAUCUAGUAUUACUAGUACUACUACUGUAAAAUCUAAGUUACCAGGUUUGAACAUUAAAUUUGUUGAUGAUUCUUCAGCUCUAGCUUCGCUAUUGCCACCGGGAUUUAAAUUAGAAGAUACUAUUAAACCUGUAGAAAUUUUGUCACCUUCAUUACUUCCACCAGGGUAUAAGCCACCUGCAGAAAAUGAAGAUACAACUAAUACAAAUAAGGAACCUGAAGAAGUAUCCACAACAGUAAUGUCAAAAAUCGAAGUACCAUUAAGUACAACAACGGCAGCCGCCUCUAGCAGUACGACAGGAUUAGUUUUCCCCAAUAGUGGUAAAGGAAUAAAUAGUUCCGGAACCAGGAAACCGUUACCAUCAAAUAAAAAAAUGCAAGCUUCAGUUACAACUGCUCCUAUCAUCCAAAAAGGAUGGCCAGUGAGGGCCAGCACUGAGUUUACUGGUUGGUCUACGCCAUCGACCACACCACUUUCUAUAGAAAAACUGUUAGAACAAUCCAAAGCAUCUGAUCUAGCUGCUUCAAUGACAUCUACUGUAGAGCCUACAACUAGUUCUACAACUACUACAACGACUUCUACAACAACUAUGAAACCACCUCCAACAACUACACCCGGCCAGUGUUCUGAAAAUGAUUCGGUUUGUGAACUUGUUGGUACUGUACGAUUAGUUGGUUCUGGGUCAGAGAAAUGGGUACCUGAAUUACUUGACCACAAUACUCCAGAAUGGAGGUCAUUAGCUAACGAUAUUGAAACUCAACUUGAUAAAGUGUAUAGUAAGUCACCUGCAUUAAGUAAAUGGUACAAGAAAAUAACCAUCGAUUCAUUUAGUCCUGGAAGUAAUGUAAUCAGUAAUGGAAAAUCUGAUAAAAAUGCUGGAGUUCUUGUUGACUUUUUCGUACAACUUAAUCAGUUAGGACGUACAGUCAGUACUGCAGAUAUUCGUCGACUAUUUCAUGAAACAUUGCAAAAAGAAGGAAGUUUAGGAUCGUCUGCACAACCGUUACAAUACGGAAAUGGUGGUGACUACGAUGGUCUAUAUUUAAAACUAGGAAGGUUCACCGUUGAUCCAACACGCACGGAUUUCAUUGUAUUGCCCAAACCUACAAGAGGAGUGACUGCGACCGCUGGGACAGAUGACGCGUGGUUACCACAAUGGGCUGUAGCUGUCAUGGUCAUUGGACUCGGAUCAUUACUUUUCGUAUUAAUUUUCGGCAUAACAGUGCUCGUCAGUCGUAAUAAGAGCAAUAAAAAAGUACCGCCGCCGACGAUACAGCCAUCUAUGAUUUCCGAAGAUCACCAGCAGCCUAUAUACGGUACAGGCAAAAAUGGACCUACAAGUGGGAGUCGCCAUAUGUUACAUCAUCCGUCAUCGCAUUCAAAUUCCAACUAUAACAUCAGUUCAUACGGUUACGAUAACUAUGCAGUCGAUGACGAUAUGAUGAUGUUGGAUGAAGACGAUCUAGAAGAUGUUGACCGUUUGUACGACAUGGAUGCGGUAUGGACCGAUCACGACCACGAAAAGCUCAAAAUUCCACAUAACGGGGUCGGGAAAAAGCAUCGAGAUACACAGCAUUACGAUAGCUGGCGAUCAACAGCAUUAUCACCUCAAACGUUAUCACCGGUUCAAAGUGGAUAUUAUACCGGUGGAGGCGGUGGUUAUAGUUACGGUGCAGAGCAUAAUAAUUACGGAGAUGAAAGGCGACAUUAUCAUCGUGAAGCCACAAAUCCACGAUCACAUCAUCAUUACCCAAGCUCUCAUCAUAACCCCGGCACGUCUUACACGACUAGUCCUAGGAAGCCACCUCAACAGUAUCACCCUGACUACGAUACAGAUUUUUGAUAAAUUUACCGUCAUGCGUUAGACGUAACGUUCAGUUGCCAUUUAAGUUGAUAAUUAGGAUUUUCAGUAAUAAAUUAAAAGUAUUGCUGUGUAUAUAAAUAAUACUCGCUCAUUUAUUAUUUUUAUAUUCUAUUAUUAUUUUAUUGCAUACAUAUUAAAGUUAUACUGUCUUUUCAAA